Penicillium paradoxum is the source of this 693-nucleotide messenger RNA. Its product is annotated as putative isochorismatase family hydrolase. The transcript has a single exon. The record is from RefSeq and is a predicted model, not a curated record. The coding region runs from base 1 to 693 and encodes 230 amino acids. NCBI's taxonomy places the organism in Eukaryota, Fungi, Ascomycota, Eurotiomycetes, Eurotiales, Aspergillaceae.
AUGGGUCCAUUGGAAUUCAUUGUUCCCACAGCUCUGAUCCUGAUCGACAACCAGUCAGGCUUCUGCAACCCAAAAACCAUCUCCCAUUGGGGCACCACACGGUCCAACCCAAACUAUGAAACCAAUCUUCAAGCCCUUUUAUCUGGUUUCAGAGCUGCCAAAGCUUCGUCCCCAGUUCCCCUGGAAGUGAUCCACAUUUUUCACUCCUCCACAACCCCGGAAUCACCUUUUCACCCAUCCAACCCUGAGGGCGGCAUUCGCCCUCUUGAUUUCGCCACUCCUACUCCGGAUGGAUCGGAGAUUGUUUUCUGGAAAACUGUCAAUUCGUCUUUCGUUGGGACUGGGCUUGAAGCGCAUUUGCGUGAAAAGGGCUUCCGUCAACUUAUCAUUGCUGGGUUGACCACAGAUCAUUGCGUGUCAACUACGGUGCGGAUGGCCGCGAACCUAGGGGUGGUGGAUCGGUAUCUUGGGGAUGGUCCGGUACGGUUGAGAUCGGACGGGACUCAUGAGAAUGACGUUGAUGUUGACAAGGGGCGUAUUGUGCUUGUUGAGGAUGCCACGGCUACUUUUGGAAAGGCUGGGAUUGACUCGGAGACUAUUCAGAAGGUUUCUAUUGCAAGCCUCGAUGGUGAGUUUGCCGAUGUUCUCCGCACGGAAGAGGUUGUUCGGGCUUUGAGCAAGGUUUCAAACUAG